UUCCCAAUAUUGUAUUAGUCCGUGUCUUUCCGAACAUGAACGGAAACUAAAGUAAUACUUUAGAAGUGCUCGGUUUGAAGAGUUUGGCCUUUUCUGCUACUGGUCUGAAUGUGAGCGCGGGCCAAAAGAACAAGUAAAGAAAGUGGAAAAGAAUCAAUUUUCAUCCUAUUGGGACUAAUCCGGGAGGCGGACAGCGCAUUGUGGGCGUCAACGAGAAUAAAGCUCGAUCUGUAAGAGUUGGAGUCGCCAGACGAACCCUUUCGGAACAAGACAACACUACAGAAGACAUCCUCCCUCUGGCCAGCCGAUUCUACAUCCCUGACGUCCUGCCCGAACCAAGACUCUCAGCCGUUGUUUUCUGCCUUCUUUAAACGUUUACUUUCUGGAAUCUUAUCAAAGGAAGGCAAAACUACCAAAAAAGAUAUGAACAGUCAGCCUUCAAUAGAGCGGUUGACACUGAUUCUUGGAUUAGUGUUGCUGGCGAUGGCGUGUCUCGUACAAACUAGAAAAAUUGAUUGCUCGAGGUUUGUUUUUGCGCCUAGAUGUCGUGGAGUGGCUGCUAAAAGAGCGGAACAGAUACUCGCAGAUACCGAGGACAACCAUUCAAGUGACCAAGACGAUUCAUUGUACGAUCAGAUAAGAAAAUUGCAACGACUACGUCUCGAGCUACUGGCGAGAAAGUUACAAAAAGACGCCGAUUACACACCAAACGAUACGACUGGCGACGAACUAUGGGAUAGCUACCUGAAGCCAAGACAUCUUGUACACUAACGAAACAUGCUACCUCCAGACAGCAUGCUGUUUCUGUUCCUCCACUUUAGGCACAUGGACAUGACGGUCCUGCUAAAAGACGGACUGAAAUGGAAAUUGUUUAAAGACAGUUUGGAAUAAUAUUGAAAUAAUAAACGCCUUUAGAGUU
Messenger RNA from Gigantopelta aegis, 919 nucleotides. Its product is annotated as elevenin-Vc1-like. Bases 424 to 771 code for a protein of 115 amino acids. NCBI's taxonomy places the organism in Eukaryota, Metazoa, Mollusca, Gastropoda, Neomphalida, Peltospiridae. The record is from RefSeq and is a predicted model, not a curated record. The transcript has 5 exons.